AUGGAGAGGCUGGCGGCCUGGGAGCCGCAGGGCGUGGAUGCGCUGCGGCGCUUCCAAGGACUGCUGCUGGACCGCCGCGGCAGGCUGCACGGCCAAGUGCAGCGCCUGCGCGAAGUGGCCCGGAGGCUGGAGCGUCUGCGCCGGCGCUCCCUGGCGGCCAACGUGGCCGGCAGCUCUCUGAGCGCCGCGGGCGCCGUGGCCGCCAUCGUGGGGCUGUCACUCAGCCCGGUCACCCUGGGGGCCUCGCUCGUGGCCUCGGCCGUGGGCCUAGGGGUGGCCACCGCCGGAGGGGCGGUCACCAUCACGUCCGACCUCUCUCUGAUCUUCUGCAAUUCCCGGGAGGUGCGGAGGGUGCAGGAGAUCGCCGCCACCUGUCAGGACCAGAUGCGCGAGCUCCUGAGCUGCUUGGAGUUCUUCUGUCAGUGGCAGGGCCGCGGAGACCGCCAGCUGCUGCAGAGCGGGAGGGACGCCUCCAUGGCCCUUUACAACUCUGUGUACUUCAUCGUCUUCUUCGGCUCACGGGGCUUCCUCAUCCCCAGGCGUGCCGAGGGGGCCACCAAAGUCAGCCAGGCCGUGCUGAAGGCCAAGAUUCAGAAACUGUCUGAGAGCCUGGAGUCCUGCACCGGUGCCCUGGAUGAAUUUAGUGAGCAGUUGGAGUCCCGGGUCCGGCUCUGCAGCAAGGCCGGCCGCGGCCACAACCUCAGGAUCUCCGCUGAUCAGGAUGCCGCGUUGUUUUUCUAAGAACAUCCUUUACCUACAUGGGAUGUCCUAGAUCUGUAGCAUCCAAGGGGAAGUGCCACAUGGGUGGAGUGCAAAGGAUGACAGACACUGUUCUGGUGGGAUAUUGGUCUUCCACUCCUUGCGUGUGAGGGACUUUUUCACUUGUGGAAUCCCAAUGGAGUAUGUGACCCUAAACCACUCACUUUGGGGGGUGGAGGGCAAAAAUCCUUUUUGAGUGCACACAGCUAGGCAGACUCUCCCUUUUUAGAGUUAUGGGGGAGGGGACCUUGAUGGUUUGAGCUGGGGUCUGGAGAGGUGUCCUCCUCUGGGACCUCUGUAAGUUCUUACUAGAAUCCUGAGAUUCUCAAAAGGUUGGCCAGAGGAGACAUUUGCUUUACAACUUAGCCUCUACAGUUCCUGGUACACAGAACUCCAGAGUCCCAAACAAGAAAGACCCGCUCUUGUCUUGGUGAGGAUUGUAGACACAGACUGGGCCUCGGAGCUGACUCGGUCAGUUUAUCCACUCACAGACCCAGCCUGACUAUUGCAUAGACUUUUUUUUUUUUCCAGAGUUGCUUCACAUCUAUACCUGCAGGUACCCCGAGAAGGAAAGCCACCCCAAAAGAGUCACUUGAAUUCAAACCCACCUCCUCUGCUUCCACAAAGAAGCUGAGGGGAAAAUGAAGCCCCUAACGAUUUCCAUGGCUGACCUGGUAGCCUAGAGCCGAGAGCAACCGCCUUUGAGUUAAACAGUCCUGGAGCUAUUACAGGGUUUGUCACCAUGGUGUGACUUAACCACCUCACCUUGCUGAGACUUGGUUUGUUCAGUGGAGCAUGGACAGGGGUAAGAGCUCACCCUACUGUGAAGCCUUGAAACAAGAAUGACAAGCAGAGUCUAGGUCACAAAAUGUGGUUUCUGGCCUGGCUCCUGACUAUCACCUGGGAGCUUGUUGGAAAGGUAAACUGUUGGGCUUCAACAUAAAUGUUUCAGAUUUAUGAAAUCAGAAACUGUAGAUAUGAGAUCCAUCACUGCCUCAUUCUAAUGCCCCGUAACAUUUGAAAAUUGUGGCAAGAAAUAUUCAUUUCUAGCCAGGUGUGGUGGUAUAUACCUGUAA
Peromyscus eremicus (cactus mouse) is the source of this 1835-nucleotide messenger RNA. RefSeq names its product apolipoprotein L domain containing 1 (gene Apold1). Gene Ontology annotation, molecular function: lipid binding. Gene Ontology annotation, cellular component: membrane; extracellular region. The coding region runs from base 1 to 741 and encodes 246 amino acids. The record is from RefSeq and is a predicted model, not a curated record. Lineage: Eukaryota; Metazoa; Chordata; Mammalia; Rodentia; Cricetidae. The transcript has a single exon. Gene Ontology annotation, biological process: lipoprotein metabolic process; lipid transport.